Molecule: messenger RNA, 1725 nt
Organism: Ectocarpus siliculosus
Lineage: Eukaryota; Phaeophyceae; Ectocarpales; Ectocarpaceae
Source: the annotation of a GenBank genome assembly
AUGGAGGCCUCUUCGAGGGAAUCAACGUCCGUCUACUUCUGCCACGUGUGCAUGAGCCGAGUGGGAGUGAGAAAGACUUCCACGGAGGAGCUGGAGUGUCGAAGGUGCGAACAGACGUUUGUGGAGGAGCUGCUCGAGAGCGUCGUCGGCAACGCCGCGCUGGGAGGCAUUGACGACGAUGACGAUGACGAUGCCGCCGCCGCCGCCGGCGGGGACAACGACGAUGGCCCGGCUUCGUCUCACACGGCGGCGGCAGCAGGAGCGGGCCGCCGCGGGACCAGGGGGGGCACCCCAGGCCAGGGGGCACCCGUGAUCGGGAUGCCUUUCAGCAUGCUGCAGGCCUUGGGGGUGGGCGGGAUGCAUCCGUUGAACGCACGACCGGCGGCGCCGGGUGGGGACCGGGGGGAGGGGGAAGGCGGAGAACAACAAGGGAGCGCUGCUGGUGGGGGUGGGGCUGGGGCCGAGGGCGGGCGAGCGGGACCGUUCCUUUUCGGGGGGCGAUUCGCGAUGGGCAGCGGCGGCAGCGGGUCCGGCAACACCGCCGGUAGCGGUGGUGGUGGCGGUGGCGGUGGUGGUGGCGGUAGUCGCGGGGGUAGUAGUUUCUCUUCUCGAGUGCAGCGGUUUCGCCAAGCGCACGCAGGCCCCCAGACCCCCCGAGCACGGCAGGGGCAAGGGCAAGCGGCGGCAGCUGGAGCGGGCGGGCAGGGCGGGGGAGGGGGUCAGGGGUCAGGCGGUGGAGGUGGUGGUCUGGAUGCGGAGAACCCGUUCCUAGGGACUCUUCUCCAGGCAUUGGGAGGGGCAGGCGCAGAACACGCCGAGAUCUUCAUCGGGCCCAACAUGCAACGAAUGUCGGGCGCAGCUCGUGGUGGUGGGGGGGGGGGCGACGCGCGCGGCGCGGGCGGGGGGGGAGGGGGAGGCGGAGCCCCCGAUUUCGCCGGGGGCGGCAUCGGGGCCAUGCUGGGCGGGCCUGGAGGGCUGGGGUUCCUCCUGAGGGGCAUCGGCAUACCCGGCGCCAUGGGCGGGAUGGGGAUGGGGUUGGGCAUGGGGCCCGGGGGAAACGUUGGCGACUACGCUUUCGGGGACCUGUCUCAGCUGAUCCAGCAGCUCAUGGCGGCGGACACGAACAGGGGGCAAAUAUCCGGGCAUGACGACCACGGCGGCAAAAUCAAGCACACACAGCAAUUAUCGUCGUCGGAGCUCAGCUAUGGUACUGCACAAGAGUUCCCCGCGUGGCACGGACGGUAGUACAUACGUUCCGCGCUCAUUUUUGCUAAUGGUAUCAUACGCGUUCAUGAAUGCGCUUGGACUAAUUGUCUGGAAACUUUCCCUCCGCGACUCCUUUCCCGCUGUGUCCCUCGCCCAAUGCGUAUUUCGCCGCGCCGCGCCGCCGUGGGCUGCUGUCUCGACGGGCCGCCCUGGACUGUCUCGACGGGCCAAUCAAAACGCCACAACACCCUACAGCACGGCCCUCCUCCAGCGUCGAAGAAAUUUGUCGAGAACCUCCCGACGAUCAUUGUUGCCAAGGUGGGCAUUGGGGGGGGGGGUGCGAGCGUGUGUUGACGUUGUGUUUGUUGUCGACCGGGGUCUCCGACUUUGCCGAGCACAGUAUCUACCCUUUCCGGCUUAGGCCGAGCGAGCCAUCUAGUCCAUCAAGCGAGCUAUUGGUGUGUGUUGUCGGACCGCGCUUGCCUUUUUGUUGAGGAAGGAGAUGCCGUUCGUUCGUUU